AUGUCAAAUAGUUCUGAAUUGAUCAGUUUUACUCCAAGAUUAAACAAGCCAGUUAAACCAACUAAUGAACUAAAAGAAGAAGGAAUUUAUUGCAAAAUAAUUUUUUGUGAUGCUGAUCCACUAAUCAACUAA
This is a messenger RNA of Racocetra persica, 132 nucleotides long. NCBI's taxonomy places the organism in Eukaryota, Fungi, Glomeromycota, Glomeromycetes, Diversisporales, Gigasporaceae. The record is from the annotation of a GenBank genome assembly.